This is a messenger RNA of Sceloporus undulatus (fence lizard), 1539 nucleotides long. RefSeq lists its product as uncharacterized. The record is from RefSeq and is a predicted model, not a curated record. Lineage: Eukaryota; Metazoa; Chordata; Lepidosauria; Squamata; Phrynosomatidae. The coding region runs from base 1 to 1539 and encodes 512 amino acids. The transcript has 10 exons.
AUGUCUACCACCGGGAGUACAGAGGCUUGGCUACAGGACAACUUUGGCGCCUUUGUGGCCAAUGCAGCCUAUGAAGAUUUUGCCAAACUGAUGGCCAGUUUCAAUGGAUUUGAUGUCAGGGAGAAUCUCACCUCCACCCAACUUGCGCAUGUCUUUUUUGGCUCUGAUGUCCUGGAUUCUCCAGAGAAGGUCAGCGUCCUCCUAAGGCCCCUGGAGGACAGGCCUGUUGCAGACACAGUUGCAUUCAUGACAGAAUUUGCAAAUACAGCCUCACAGAAUGGCAUAACCUUCCUGGCAAACCCAGAGGUGAGGAACACCAUGUUUGAGGCCAUCUUCAGCAAAGUGCAAAGUCUCUUCGCCACAGCCAGUCUCUCCCAGUACCAAGACUGGUUCCAGGACAAGCUGAUUUUAUGGCUUCCUAGCAUCAAUGCCUCAGCUCUUGCGGCAAUCCCAAAGACCGUGCCAUGUGGCAUUUUUCAAACCAUAAUGGCUGGUUUGGAUAGCAGUUUUCGACAUAUGUCUCCAGAGAGCUGCCAAGAUGUCUUCAACUUUGCCAAAAAUUAUCUGAGUACCAAGUCGACUCAAGGAGGCGAUCCCUGUGCCGGAAACACCCGAGGAAGUUGGGGCUGGUUAGGCACCAACUUUGGAUCCUUUGGGUCCUUGGCUAGUUACAAAGACCUGGUCAGCAUUAAUCCAGAUUUCAGUGCGAUGGAUGCAGUCGCAGGCCUCACACCUACGCAACUGGCUGAUUACACACUAGCAAGUGAUGUCCUGCGUGACAGCGAAAAAGCUGGGAAGAUCUUGGGCGCCCUCAAUUCGAACAACAUUGGAGAGUUUCUGGAUGCUUUCAAUGCUGCAGCUGAACAGCACGCUCUUUCUCAGCUGCCACACUUGGAGACGAGGCGAUCCAUCCUUGGGGAAAUCUUCUGCCACUUGAGCGGCACUGUCAAACUUUUCACACCGGAGGAUUAUUCUGUCUGGUUUGGACCACGGCUGGACCUCUUCCUGAGCAGCCUGGAUGCCCAGAACCUGGGCUUCUUACCUGAUGACAUGACAUGCGAUUCCCUUGCUGCCAUAUUGAAGGCUUUAACCGACCAUCAUGCCAACAGCACCUUUGAGAACCCAGAAGACAUUUUGUCCUUUAUAAAGAGGAUUCUCCGUUUCCAGCAACAGAAUUCAGGCUCUGCUUGCAUUCAGGGCAUCUCCACAGACAGAGCGUGGCUGCUUGAAUUCUUUGGACCCCUCACAACUUAUGGCUCAUACUCAGAUUUCACCGACCUGAAGAGCGACUUCCGUGGGAUGGAUUCUCUGGACCUCUUCUCGGCCAGGGCCUUGGCUCAGUUGUCCACACAGAGCCACAGCAUCUACAGCAGCACAGCCAUGGUGCAUGUCCUCCAAGCCAUUCGAGAGAAGCCAGGGCCAGACCAGUUCCUCAGUGCCUAUUUGGAUGAAUUCAACGGCCUUGUGCUGAAGGUAAAUGCCAUCGUGUUUGGCACAAGGGCACACACUGAGACUGGAUGCAGGCUGGAAGCGUGUUAG